Molecule: messenger RNA, 699 nt
Organism: Arabidopsis thaliana (thale cress)
Lineage: Eukaryota; Viridiplantae; Streptophyta; Magnoliopsida; Brassicales; Brassicaceae
Exons: 4
Coding region: 17-448 (143 amino acids)
Source: RefSeq, marked reviewed
GGCAAAACAAAAGGCAAUGGCUUCCACCAACUUUCCUCUCAUCUUCCUCCUCGUACUACUAGGUUCUCUCUAUGUAGCUUUCGGAUAUUCUCUUUCCACAAGAGCUGCUUUUUCAAAACAAGAAGAUGAAUCAUUUCUUGUGGUUACCAAUGAUCAAGGAUCAUCGAUUAUUGUUGUUGAAGAUCUUGGAAAAACUCGAAGUCUUCAAGCUCUAGUCGAUGGCUCAAAAGUUGCUGUGAAUGAAGAAGUUCCUAAGCGACGUUCAGUCAAGAGUUCGAAGAAGAAAAAAGAGAAGAGCAAGAAAACCCAAAAGAAAAAAAAAAGUAAAGGCAAAACAAUUGGAACAGCUGUAGGAGUCAUAGCCGCAGCUAUUGUUAUCCUUUGUGUUCUAUACUUAAUUCAUCGGAGGCGCAAGAAGCAAAAGGCUGCACAAGGGAUUCAUGUUUAAUGAUCAUAAUCGUUAUAUCUACAAUUUUAUCGACGCAGCCAUGUUACAUUAUCUUAGGAGGUUAAAGAUAUUUAUAUCUACAAUUUCCUCUUCUUUAUUGAACUUAUAACCUAUGUUGUACUCACUUAUUUAUCUCUCAAAAACGUAUGCCAUGUAUUUAUCAUUAUAUGCAUUUUUAAUAGAGUGCCGUUUAUAUACAUGAAAAAUGAUCAUAAUCGUUACCCAUCGUCUCAGGCGAAGCUAUGUUUUGG